Molecule: messenger RNA, 1295 nt
Organism: Closterium sp. NIES-67
Lineage: Eukaryota; Viridiplantae; Streptophyta; Zygnematophyceae; Desmidiales; Closteriaceae
Source: the annotation of a GenBank genome assembly
GUCUAGCAGCUUUUCUCGCAACAGCAUCGACGCAUUUCCAACUUCCUUCGCUCCAGGCUCACCCAAUCUUCCACAGAUUCUAGAGCUUCUUGCAACGCCAUGGCUGUCACGCGUAUCUUUCUCCUAACUCUGACCGUGGCCGCUGUCGUCAGCGUCAACGCCGGGCGACUUCCAUCGUCGUCCGGGCUGGCAUUGCCCAUAGAUCAGACCCGACCCCAGCAGGCCCCUGUCCAGGGCUCCGUGCAGGGAUACUCGCCCGAGUACCUCAAGUUCCUCAUUCGCAGCGCCACUUCGCAGGCCAUCACCGCGCUGAGCGCCGGUAACCUGCUCUUCGCCUCGCGCAUCUUCGCGACGUUCGCCACGCUGUACCCGUCGAACGCGGAGCCCCUUUCGCUGUAUAGCCCGCUGGACAAGCAGAAGGCGCUCAAGGUGCUGGUGGACAAGAACCUCACCAUCACGCACACCAUUACCGGUAUCUCCAUUGCUAAGGACUCCACCGGCGGUCCCGCCGCCCCCGGGAACGGCGCCGUCGCAUCUGGGCCGUCGAACGACAUCAAGGAGAUCUACUGCGAGGGGUCGUACACGCUGAUCGACCGCGCGACGCAGACGAUCAAGGCGAAGGGUAACUUCAUCUCCACGUGGACGCCAUCGUCGCCGUUCGUCGGCGAUCUGGAGAACGACCUUGAUUAUGUCGGCCUGAGCCGGCUCAUGUGGACCAAGUAUUAAAAGCGGCGCGUUCCGCGGGAUCCUGAACGGAGGAAGACGGACGAACGGAUCUGUCGCCGCGACAUAGAGAACAUAGUUGUUGGGACAUUACCGCCGGAGCAUUACCACGACAUUUUAUAAUUGUUGCACGGUGGGUGCAUGCUUGUUGUCAAGCAAGCUGCCCCGCCCAGUGCGAUGGUAAUACGUUUUCAAUAAGACCCGAGCACCGCAUCUGACCAGGGUAGUUGCCCUUGGGUCUCGCCCUGAAAGGUGACAGUACUCAGAGUAGUUGCCGCUAUGCUUCCCUAACUUCAGUAGAUUGUGUUUCUGCUGUUUUUUCCCACUGACAUACGAAUCCAUCAUUAUGUCACGCGAUUGCUUCCUCCAGCCCUGAGCUUUGCAAUGCAUCUCCUGUCCUGACCCAUGCUACAGCAUCAGAUUGGUCCUCUCAGCAGUGCCUGUUGAAAGGCUAGGUUAGGAGAGAAGCCAUGGAAAUGGUGUGAGGGUUUAGCUAGGGGUGAGAGUUACGAGAGAAGUUGACUAGGGAAGAGGAGAUACAAGAGGGUGGGGGGGUUGUCCCCUCUACAGUA